Molecule: messenger RNA, 3340 nt
Organism: Phialemonium atrogriseum
Lineage: Eukaryota; Fungi; Ascomycota; Sordariomycetes; Cephalothecales; Cephalothecaceae
Exons: 2
Coding region: 286-2991 (901 amino acids)
Biological process (GO): ribosomal large subunit export from nucleus; protein import into nucleus; ribosomal small subunit export from nucleus
Cellular component (GO): nuclear pore
Molecular function (GO): structural constituent of nuclear pore
Source: RefSeq, a predicted model, not a curated record
CUAUGAUUUUAUGUACCCAGGUACCUAGGUACCUUUCCAAGCUCUAAAUUGACCGGCUGGAUUCCUUCUGGUCAAACAAAGACAAAAAAGUCGUGCAGCAUCACGCUCUGCAAGCGCGCCGAGCAGCUCCCAACCUCCCUCCCACCCAGAGAGACGACGGCUAUCUCCAUCAAAGGAAAAACAGACCAACAUCAAACCAAAUCAAAAACAGCAGCAUCAGCAGCAGCAGCAUUAUCACCCGAACCACCCCUAUUUUUCUAAUGCCCUCUUAACUAUCGAGGCAGCAUGCCGAAGAUAAAGAGCUAUGCGCCCAGCUGGCUGAAAGAGCCUGAGCCAGGCCACAAGCUGUUUGCUCAGUCGGAUGACGACGAAGUAAAGCUUCCGCCAUCCCAGUUUCGCAUCUCGAACAAGGCAAAACCAGGGCCCCGGAGGACGAUAGCUCGGCGGGGCACCGAAGUAUUCGUUGCGGCCGGGAAGCAGAUACGAUGGGGCAACCUCGCCCACCUCAAGAGAGCGUGGGACUUGAAACAACCUAGAGCUGGGUUUGGCAGCCGUAGCAAGCUAGACGAUUUAAGUGACUCGUUCGAGAUCUAUGAUGAAGAGCCGGAGAGCAGAGUACACAAUUGGGUGCCGGCUGAGGGCUAUCGGGUGAUCAAGACACCGGUCGCCGAUGAGAUCCGCCAACUCGUCAUAUCCCCGCAAGAAGACUAUCUAGCCGUCCUGACGUCUCAUACCGUGCAUAUCUGCGUCCUCCCUGACUCGUCGCAUCUCACAGCCACGGAUACUACCCCCUUCAAGCCCAAGUUCUGGACUCUUGGGCCGACAACCCAUGUCACCUCGAAAGCCGCCGUGGCGUCGGCGCUGUGGCACCCUCUUGGAGUCGGCGGAUCAGCCAUCGUCACCGUGACCGAGGAUGCUGUGGUGCGAGUGUGGGAGCUGUCAACGUCAGACCGCUGGUCCUUCGAUUCCCCAGCCCUCGCGAUCGACCUGAAGAAGCUGGCAGACGGCACAUCUCUGGAUCAGGAUUUCAGUGCAUCCACAUCAGCGACCAACGCCGGCUUCUCACCCGAUUCGUUCGACAUGGAAGUUGCUUCGGCGUGUUUUGGCGACCGUCGAUCCGGCGGCUGGUCCUCGAUGACUCUAUGGGUGGCGAUGAGGGGUGGCGAUGUGUAUGCUCUGUGCCCCCUCCUACCCCAGAAGUGGGCUCCUCCGCCCACAUUGGUCCCGUCUCUGUCUGUAUCGAUCGUGGCAAAGUUGGCCGCAACCGAAGGCGACAGCAGUGUUUCGUCGGAGGCCAAGCUUUUGGCACAGCAGCAGCUGGACUGGAUGGCCGAUCUGGACAGCCAAGAACCGAAGCUUGUGGACGGCCCCAUUGGUGAACCUCCUUUGGAGAUUUAUACGCGGCCAUUACGCCCCGGCACCGUUCCAAAGCUACAAGGCCCGUUCUACUUGGAUCUAGGUCCCGAUGCCGAGCAUGAUGACGAUGUCGAGUUAACUGACAUCCUUGUCAUUGGCGAGAAAAUGAGUACGGCCGAGCUCAUGAACGGCGAAGAUGAGGAAUUGGACGUGGACGAGGUUGAUCGGGAAGGCCUGUCAUUGUCAGUGGUCUGUCUGCUAUCAACGAGCGGCCGGGUUAAGAUAUGCCUUGACGUCGAUGGUGUCGAGGCUCAGUGGCUACCACCUCGCAAAGCCCCGCGACCAAGGGGAUUCACUCUAGAAACUGAGCCGCCGUCUCUGCUCACGUUCCAGACGUUGGACACUCUCAAGCCAUCUGAGAGCACCGAUGACAAUUGGCCCAUGUUCAGCGAGGAUGCCACUUCCCGGUAUUCCUUCUUCGUCACUCAAACAUGCGGCAUCACAUACAUCUCCCUAGCACCUUGGGUCUUCCGCCUGGAGGGCGAACUACAGUCGGAAUCGGAAGCCGGAUCCAAGUUCCGGAUUGACCUGCUUGUCAAAGGAAAUGGAUGCGUCAGGGAGAGGGUAUACACACAACGGAAUGACUUGGGCCCUCUGUCCGCGUGCACUGCUAUUCGCGACCCGGACCUUGGGUAUUUCGUCCUCUCAGCUACUCACCGGGACCCGGUGGCGCUCUUUUUCGAGAUCCCCGAGGACGAAUUUACCCCACUGGCACGCCAAGGAUCGCCAUCGCCCAUUGACGAGCCGGUAGGAGACCGUCAGCCCUUGACUCUUUGGGAACCAAGGCCCUUCUUCCACGCAUCCGACAUCCUCAGCAGGGACUCGACCGUGCCCCGAUACCUGGAUCACCUCAAGACUGGCAAACGGAGACCCCUCCUGCACCAAGAAGUUCGCCUCUCGGUCGCCUCCCUGGAAGUCUUUACGGAAUGCCAUCGUGUCGUCAGCGCUGACAUCGACCCCCUCAACUCGGCGGUCGCUGAGCUCUUCCGGAAAUGCGAGGCGCUCCAUGCAGAGCUGAGAGAGCAGGUGUCCAAGACCAACGAGGUGAGGCGCCGAGUCGAGGGGAUAACGGGAGAGGAUGGAGACGAAGACGAGCCCAUGUCCGACAACAUGCUUGUCAAGGCCCGCCUGAAGCAGGCCAAGGAGAGACAGGGGAGUCUAAACAGGAGAAUGGAUGAGCUCAAGAGAAAGUUGGGGCGGGCAACUAGCCGCGAGCUUAGCGACAAGGAGGUGGCCUGGAUGGAAGAAGUACGGGCCAUGGAAGGGGCCGUCCUGGGCGGUACUGAGGCUGAUGGAUCGACGCAAACGACGUCAUCAUCAUCCAAGGCCGGGCAGUCGUUGAAGCGAUUCGAAGAGGUGAGGAGGCUAAAGGAUGGGCUGCUGUCUCAGGUCGAACAGCUGCAGAAGAGGCUCGGCGAGGGCCAAAAGGAGGAGAGCCCUGCCCCAGCAUCGCCCUACAGGAUCCCUACGGAUAUCAAGAGGGCAAAGUACGCCCAAGUAAAGCAACUAUUAGACAGGGAGGAGGCGCUUGUCGAGGCGAUCAAAUCGAGGGUGGAUAGGCUGACCCUUGGAUAAGCUGUAUGAUGUUUGUUGGUAUGUCAAGGAAAGCAGGAAAACAAGCAUGCAAAUUCCAGUUAAUUGUUAAUUGUGUCGAGAAGACACCAGUCUCGGGAUGGGGGCGCCAGACUCUUGUUGUUUGGCCUGUGUCAUUCCGCAUCAGAAGGCCGGUCUCCGGAUGCGCCACCACUGCAGCCCUACUCAACGAGUGGUUUUAAAGUCUCCAGCGACCACCGCCAACCCUGUUUGGUCUUUUCCCAUUCCUUCUUUCGCUUUGCUCCCUCCUUUUUCCUUUCCCGGAUGAAGCCCUCGCAUUGAAGCGUUCUCACUGGAAGCGUUCGGACCCUCUUGGAAGAGCGGUCAGGCG